AUGAAGAUGGAUGAGUUUCGUGAAGCUUCGGUCUCUUCGUCUCCUUCAACUCCACUACGAACACCGUCCCAUUCUCCUAACCUCUUUCAUGGAGAUUUCUCCUACAGCAACAGAUUCUCUUUCAACUCUUCGUCGGAUUAUUCUCUGUCGAGUUCCUUCUCUAAUGGGUUCUGCUCUCCCGAGGACAGUUCUUCUCCGUUCGCUUCUCCUCCGUUUAACGGGACCAUUCCUAAACACAAUCACACUUCUUCACCUGUCUCUUAUCACCAUAAUGAUUUCUUGUUUCGUAAAGAUCAUGAAAAGAGUGUUGUUAAUGGUGAUGAGUUAGGUUUAUGUGAAGAUCUCUACCGUAUGAAUAUCAAGGACGAUGUUGAAGAAGAUCACGUACGCUACGGACGAACCGAGGCUCAAGGAGGUCAUCUCGGUUCCUUUCCUAAGUCCGAUGAUUUCACUGUGGAUCCACUCUUCAACUUUGCACCUAAACACUAUGAAUCUAACAAUGGAGUCUUUCUUGAUAGUGGUUUUGUCUCUCGAAGCUUUCCAUGUGGAUUCUUCGAUCCAACGAAGGAUUCUAGUGUCAACCAGGACUUGUGGUUGAACAACAAUCAUAUUAAGUCUGGUUUCGAUCAAAGAAAAAAGUUUGAGAAUAAUCCUAAAGCUCAAGAUUCCAUUGCCAAUUCUCAACAAAUUGGAUGGCCUAGCUACUACUCAAGCAGUAAUGGUGGUACUGGUCCUUACAUCAAUGCUCAUGAGAUUUUCGGAAUUGGUUCUAAUCGAGGUGGAAUGAGAGAGUACUCUAUGCCGCCACAACAACCUGAACUUUCGUAUAAUCAUCAAACCUACAGAACAACAGCAGAAAUGUUACCAUUGUUCUGCCAAGGAACUCAAGUUCCUAUGGUUUCAAAAUGCUCAGAGCCGUUUAGCUCUGAUGAUAGUUUCUUUAUGGACGGUAUAUGCUUGGAUCAUCAAAGAACCAGUUCUAGAUCGGUGCUGUCUGAUAAUGGAGCUACUACAGAGAUAUGUCAUCCUAGUCUGCCUAACAUGUGUGACAUUCAAGGAUAUGUAUACUUAAUGGCUAAAGAUCAACAUGGAUGUCGAUUCUUGCAGAGGAUCUUCGAUGAAGGAACUUCUGUUGAUGCGAUGAUCAUAUUCAAUGAGGUCAUUGCUCAUGUCGUUGAGCUUAUGAUGGAUCCUUUUGGGAAUUACUUGAUGCAGAAGCUUCUAGACGUUUGUACUGAAGAACAGAGGACGCAGAUCGUGCUCGUGGCAACCGCUGAGCCUGGUCAGCUUAUCAGGAUAUCUCUCAAUGCAUACGGUACUCGAGUUGUCCAGAGAUUAGUGGAAACAAUCAGAACCGGAAAACAGAUUUCUCUGGUGAAAUCGGCGUUGAGACCCGGUUUUCUUGAUUUGAUCAAAGAUUUAAAUGGAAACCACGUGAUUCAACGUUGCUUGCAAUGCCUUGGCACCGAAGAUAACAAGUUUAUCUUUGACGCGGCGACAAAGUUCUGCACUGAAAUCGCAACACAUCGACAUGGAUGUUGUGUGCUUCAAAAAUGCAUUGCUUAUUCAAUGAGACAACAACGAGAGAAGCUGAUCGCUGAGAUCUCUAGAAACAGUCUCCUUCUUGCUCAAGACCCCUUCGGGAACUACGCAGUCCAAUUCGUUAUAGAGCUGAGGAUUCCUUCUGCGGUAGCGAUGAUGUUGGCUCAGUUAAAAGGGCAUUACGUUCAGCUUUCGAUGCAAAAGUUCAGUAGCCAUAUGGUGGAACGAUGUCUCAUGCAUUGUCCUGAGAGUCGUCCGCAAAUCGUGCGUGAGCUCGUCUCAGUGCCUCACUUUGAUCACCUUCUCCAAGACCCUUACGCCAAUUUUGUCAUCCAAGCCGCUCUUGCCGCCACAAAGGGUCCACUUCAUGCUUCGCUUGUGGAAGUCAUAAGGCCACAUUCGAUUCUACGUAAUAAUCCAUAUUGCAAGAGGAUUUUCUCAAGGAACCUAUUGAAGAAGUGA
This is a messenger RNA of Capsella rubella, 2004 nucleotides long. RefSeq names its product putative pumilio homolog 7, chloroplastic. Gene Ontology annotation, biological process: post-transcriptional regulation of gene expression. Bases 1 to 2004 code for a protein of 667 amino acids. Gene Ontology annotation, cellular component: cytoplasm. NCBI's taxonomy places the organism in Eukaryota, Viridiplantae, Streptophyta, Magnoliopsida, Brassicales, Brassicaceae. The record is from RefSeq and is a predicted model, not a curated record. Gene Ontology annotation, molecular function: mRNA binding. The transcript is spliced from 5 exons.